Haliotis rubra (blacklip abalone) is the source of this 1056-nucleotide messenger RNA. RefSeq names its product murinoglobulin-2-like. The transcript has 7 exons. Gene Ontology annotation, molecular function: endopeptidase inhibitor activity. Lineage: Eukaryota; Metazoa; Mollusca; Gastropoda; Lepetellida; Haliotidae. Bases 330 to 962 code for a protein of 210 amino acids. The record is from RefSeq and is a predicted model, not a curated record.
GUCUACUUACAUACUUCCCCCACUGACAUAUCAACUACGACAAGACCAAGGGCAAGUACACUGGAAGGGCAGUCUGGAAGUAUUGGGUACAGCCAGUAGUCCAGUCUUGCACUACCCAGCUUUAGGGCAGGUCAGUGGUACCCGGUCCACAAGGUGGCCAAGUUGACUGUAUCCUGACAGUCUUGCACUGCCCCAGUUCAGAAUAGAGGAUCAGGGCUUUUCAAGAUACUUCGGUACCUUGGAAUACAGAUACAUAAAUCGGGAUAUAUUUGAAGGCUGCCUUUGAAAGUGUGGACUUUAAAACCGCCGUGUCAGCUGUUCAGAUCGACAUGUUUGGGGCCCUCCUGUUCAUCAUUGCUACCUCCGUGCUCCCAUGCCAGGGUGUCAGUGACGGAAGUUACAUGCUGACGAUGUCCAGGUAUAUGGAGGUGGGGAAACCACAGAAGAUCUGCAUGACACUGUACAACCAAACUCUUGUAGAUGUGUACUACACAAUGCAGUCCGGCAACAAAAGAUACUUCUUCCAGAUACAGAAGUACAGGAAAGGCAAAGGCGGCUGUAUCGACGUUACAGUACCCGCCUACGCAGCUGGAACUCGCAACAGGCUGUCAAUAAGUAUUGUCGAGCCUACAGGGAAGUUUAUAGACAGGUCCCACGACUUCGUACCGAGUUCUCCCCUACGAGUCACCUACAUACAUUCGGACAAACCAAUCUACAAGCCUGGUCAGCUUGUGCGAUUUCGGAUCAUGACAGUCGACUCUGAUUUGAUGCCUGACUUGGGCAAGAUUUCUCUCGUUCGUGUAAUAACACCUACCGACGUCAUCAUGAAGCAAUGGCGAGAUAUUGACAACGACAAGGGGAUCGUGACACUAGAGUUCCAACUGGCGGCAGAGCCAUUGCUUGGAGACUGGGUAAUUUUGUGGAGACGGGCGGUUAUCAGAGAAGAACCACGUUUAAAGUAGCCGAAUACGUGUUACCCAAGUUUUUGAUGACGCUGUCUCCACCAAAGCGGGUUGACGACAAGACGGAGGCCAUAAAGGGUGAAGUCUGUUGCAA